Messenger RNA from Osmerus eperlanus (European smelt), 1575 nucleotides. RefSeq names its product dihydropyrimidinase like 3 (gene dpysl3). Gene Ontology annotation, biological process: actin crosslink formation. Lineage: Eukaryota; Metazoa; Chordata; Actinopteri; Osmeriformes; Osmeridae. Gene Ontology annotation, molecular function: hydrolase activity, acting on carbon-nitrogen (but not peptide) bonds. Gene Ontology annotation, cellular component: cytoplasm. The record is from RefSeq and is a predicted model, not a curated record.
GAAGCACUUUACCAUUGCGCUGCACAGAAAGAGGCGACCAUUCCCUAAUUUCCCACCCAGACAGUAGACACCGCAGCAUCCAGAGGGGGAUAUUUAGAAUCUUUGUUCAAAGGUGGAAUCACUCAUCGACCAAUUAUGUCUUAUCAAGGCAAAAAGAAUAUUCCAAAGAUCACAAGCGACAGGCUGCUGGUCAAAGGCGGGCGGAUCGUCAACGAUGACCAGUCCUUUUUUGCCGACAUCUACAUGGAGGAUGGCCUCAUUAAGCAGAUCGGAGACAACCUGAUCGUCCCUGGAGGGGUGAAGAUCGUCGAGGCCAACGGGAAGAUGGUGAUCCCUGGAGGGAUAGACAUCCACACCCACUUCCAGAUGCCCUACCGUGGGACCACCACUGUGGACGACUUCUACCAGGGCUCCAAGGCUGCCCUGGCCGGGGGCACCACCAUGAUCGUGGACCAUGUGAUCCCGGAGCCGGGCUGUAGCCUGAUGGAGGCGUUUGACCAGUGGAGGCAGUGGGCCGACGAAAAGGUCUGCUGUGACUACUCCCUCCACGUGGACAUCACCCACUGGAGCGACAGCGUCAAGCAGGAGGUGGACACCCUGCUCAAGGAGAAAGGUGUGAACUCCUUCCAGGUCUACAUGGCUUACAAGGACUUCUACCAGAUGAGCAACAGUGAGCUGUAUGAGAUCUUCACCUUCCUGGGGGAGAUGGGCGGUAUCGUCCAGGUCCACGCAGAGAACGGAGAGAUCAUUGCUGAGGAGCAGGCUCGCAUGCUGCAGAUGGGCAUCACUGGACCAGAGGGCCAUGUUCUCAGCAGGCCAGAGGAGCUCGAGGCCGAAGCCGUGUUUCGUGCCAUCACCAUCGCCAGCCAGACCAACUGUCCCCUGUACGUAACCAGGGUGAUGAGCAAAAGUGCUGCUGACAUCAUCUCCCAGGCCAGGAAAAAAGGUAACGUUGUGUUCGGGGAGCCAAUCACAGCCAGCCUUGGGACUGACGGGACACACUAUUGGAGCAAGAACUGGGCCAAGGCCGCCUCCUUUGUGACGUCCCCUCCUCUGAGCCCGGACCCGACCACCCCAGACUACCUGAACACUCUGCUGGCCAGUGGUGACCUGAACGUGACAGGCAGUGCCCACUGCACCUUCAGCGUGGCCCAGAAGGCUAUUGGCAAGGAUGACUUCACCCAGAUCCCAGAGGGGGUGAAUGGCGUGGAGGAGCGCAUGUCCCUCAUCUGGGACAAGGCUGUGACCUCCGGCAAGAUGGACGAGAACAUGUUUGUGGCUGUGACCAGCACCAACGCCGCCAAGAUCCUCAACCUGUACCCCCGGAAGGGCCGGAUAGCCGUGGGCUCCGACAGUGACCUGGUCAUCUGGGACACCGAUGCCGUCAGGACCAUCACGGCCAAGACGCACAACUCGGCUGCUGAGUACAACGUGUUUGAGGGAAUGGAGCUGCGCGGCGCCCCCCUGGUGGUCAUCUGCCAGGGGAAGAUCGUCCUGGAGGACGGGACCCUCCACGCCACCUCCGGGGUGGGCCAGCGCCUCGCGGCUGAGCGGAGCAGCAUGGAGGGGAGCUGA